AUAGGAUCAUGUUAUAUAUUUGUCAAGUCACUUUGGUGCUCCUAGCUCUGGUGAGCAUUGGUUCUGCUGAUCUUAUGGUGGAAAGUCUGGAUGCAGUGCCUUUGGACGACGUAGCUGAUACUGAUGUUUCUAAGGAUAACAUACCACAUGCUACACCAAAUCAAGAAGAAGCUGCCUUAAUGCCCGAAAUUAUGGCUCAUGCCAUGGAAGAAUUUAUGGCAGCUGCAGAAUUGGGACAAAAGAUGGCACAAGACGGCAUCCAUACUCAAGAGGAAACCGAGAAACAGUACGUAAAAAUGGCUCAGUUGUUAGAAGAGAUGCUACAUUACAUGUACAGUGCCAACAACGCUUACAGCUUCCUCCAAGCUAAAGGCCUUAAUACUAUAAUCGUACCGAAUAUGCAUAUCACCUUCUCUCAACUAAGAACUUCGCUACUGCAGUUAUUAAAAGCUCUCUUCGAUAUAGCGCCAACCACGACAGUUACUGCCAUCCCUGACACCAUUCUAGACAAAUUAGUCGACAUAUAUGAACAAGACGAUGAUCUAGACAUCAAAAUUCACGCUAUAGAACUAUUAUCAGUCUGGCUUCCAGGAAACCCUCAAGCCCAAACGCGUGUCAUGAAAAUGAAGGGGCUCCUGCCGUUUUACAAACAACUGGCAAAACUGGAUCCACUGCUGACGAAAUUGACGUUAGAACUUUUCAAUAAGAUUAUGAACGAGCAUAUCGCCGCAAGGAAUAAAAAGCUGCAGAAGAAUAAAGCUGAUUAUAAGACUUUCCAACGAUAUCAGCAGAUGGGUUUGAUUGAGCGAUUAUCUACGCCUCUGUUCUGUAAUGGUUUGCUAAAGAUUUUCGAGGCAGUAUUUUCUACUGGUUCAGAACACAAGGAUACUAAAGAUUUGUUACCGCCCGUGUUAAAACUGCUUCAGGUCAUAAAACCACAUUGUUCUAGAGUGUAUAAUGGCAGGUCUAAAGUUGAAACACUGAUUAACCAAGUGUUAGAAAAGGUACAAGAACCAAGUACACGGGAAGAUCUGGAAAAACAGAUGGUAAAUGUUACAGAAGUCAUAGAAAGCUUGACCGAAUUUGCAGAGUUAGUGAAACUGAUAGAUCACACUGAACUUUGAAGCAGUUUUGUUUGGUGAGUAGAGAGUUAAUUAUAUUUUAUUUAGAUUAUCCUGGAUGCGUGUUUAG
Cydia strobilella is the source of this 1191-nucleotide messenger RNA. RefSeq lists its product as uncharacterized. Lineage: Eukaryota; Metazoa; Arthropoda; Insecta; Lepidoptera; Tortricidae. The transcript is spliced from 2 exons. The record is from RefSeq and is a predicted model, not a curated record. Bases 9 to 1124 code for a protein of 371 amino acids.